AUGACAGCCAUCCUCUCCAGCGGCUCGCUUCUGGCCACCCACGACUACUACCGGAGCAGUCAGAGUUCUGCGUCCAGCAACAGCUCCUGUGGAAAUGCGGAGUACCCCGGGGAAGACAGCCCUCACUGGUGGGCCAGCUUUUCUUCGGGAAGUCCACUGUCCCAUUCAUGGCCCCAGUGUUGGAGGCCCCAGGGCCCUCGGAAUCCCCCCCAUGCUCCCAGUAGCAUAGUCACCAGUGGCUUCGGAAACCACAAGGAAGCAGCCACUCAGCCAGCCCAGCCAGGCCACCACCAGGCGCUCGUCUUGACCUGA
Fukomys damarensis (Damara mole-rat) is the source of this 312-nucleotide messenger RNA. Its product is annotated as pancreatic progenitor cell differentiation and proliferation factor-like. The transcript is spliced from 2 exons. NCBI's taxonomy places the organism in Eukaryota, Metazoa, Chordata, Mammalia, Rodentia, Bathyergidae. Bases 1 to 312 code for a protein of 103 amino acids. The record is from RefSeq and is a predicted model, not a curated record. Gene Ontology annotation, biological process: cell differentiation; multicellular organism development.